Molecule: messenger RNA, 2996 nt
Organism: Cheilinus undulatus (humphead wrasse)
Lineage: Eukaryota; Metazoa; Chordata; Actinopteri; Labriformes; Labridae
Product: phosphoinositide 3-kinase regulatory subunit 5-like
Exons: 18
Coding region: 73-2715 (880 amino acids)
Biological process (GO): G protein-coupled receptor signaling pathway; positive regulation of MAP kinase activity
Cellular component (GO): phosphatidylinositol 3-kinase complex, class IB
Molecular function (GO): 1-phosphatidylinositol-3-kinase regulator activity
Source: RefSeq, a predicted model, not a curated record
UGCAGCGCAUGCUCUCCUGAUGCUGCAGAUUGAGGAGCUGUUUUUAAAAAGAUCGACGACAGGACGAGGAGGAUGUGGACGCAGUUUCCUUCAGCUCAGACCUGGGAUGAUCUAGGACCCUGGUUUCUGCUGAUAAAGAGGACAACGCAGGAGAUGGAGCAGAGCGAGUGCACUGAGGAUCGGAUCCAGCACAUUCUGGAGAGAUGCCUGUCUGACCUCGGCCUCGACAAACAACUCUGGAACGCCGGGCUGUGUAUCAACAACUGGUGUUUGGAGGAACUUGUGAAGAGAGAUCCCCGCAACUUCCUCAUCCUGCUGCAGAAAAUACUGCAAAAAACAAAACAGGUGAUAGAGAAGUGUCAGUAUGAAGUGGUGGUUCCUCUCUCUCUGCUCUUCUCCUCCAGCCUCCUCAAAGCUCCGUACGUGUCUGCAGACUGCGGCGUGCUGCAGGAGGCCUACCUGCUGUUCCACAGUUUUCUGGCUUGGCCUGAGCCGUGCUGCUCUGCAGCUAAACGCCUGUUAAACAUCAUCCAACAGGAGCUCAGAGCACCAGGUAUUUCCUUCCAGAGACUGAUUAGAACAGAGCAGGGUCUCUCUGGGGAGAUCAACAGCUCUAAAACCAUAACGCUGCUGUUAGUGAGCCCAGAGGAUGACCUUCCUCAGGAGGUUCAGUCCGUCUCUGAGCGCCUGAGCAGGACCAAAAACUCCAGCAGAGACGUCUCCGUCCUCCUCAUCCUCCAGGGCUGUCAGGCUGCUCUGGGCCCCACACUCGACCUGCAGGCCCUCUACAACGUCCUGCAGACAAAACAGACAGAGGAGCUGGAGCAGCUGAUGGAGGCGGUGACUGACAGCAUGGAGAGAGCAGCUUCUACAGCUGAUCUCAGCACAGCGAGGAAAAGUUUACAGCUAAGCAUGGAGAGGAUCGUAGAGAGCCUGUCUGUUCCUGCUGAUGGCUGCACUCAGACCGGAUCUGUGGAGACGUUCACACUGCCCUUACCUAAAUGUCACACCUGCUACUGGGAGAGCGACAACUUUGAUAUCCUGAAUCACGUCCUCUCCAUCGAGUCCGACCUGGACUCGCUGCCCGACUGCUUCAUUAAAACAGAGUACGAGGAGGAUUUCAACGACACCAGUGUGGACGAAGAAGACGAACUAGAGGCGAACAGAAUCGAGCAGGAGUUUCUAAACAACCGUAAUUCCUCUGUGUCCUUGUCCCCCAGAGACUCCGGUAACUUCCUGUCCUCCAGCUGGUCUGUCUUCUCCACGCCAUCCGGCUCGUCAGGCGUGGAGAGCGACUUCAGCGAAGACACGACACAAGACGAGAGACGAGACAACCAGCCAAAGCUCAGGAAGAAACCCAAGAAGAAAUCCAGAUCUCUCUUAGGUGUGGAUCGUAUCUCCUCGCUCUUCAGGACGCCCCGCAGCCCAAACAUCUGCCGCCGCGCUCAGAGUAUGGGUUACCGCGGUGACUUCACAAAAGACAUUCAAAGAAAUGGACCACAGCUAAUGGACCCGACAAGAAAAGCCCAUCUGCAGUUGUCAAAGACUCCCUCUAAUGAUCUUUUUCCUCAGAAACAUGUCUGCAUACGCAGGAGGCCAAUCCUGAGCUGUGAUGAAGGCGACGUGGUCGACGUGCCCACGCUGGUCAAAGUGGUUGUGUUUGGAGGGGACAGGGAAGCUGGGAGGCUGGCGAGGGCAUACAGCGACCUGCAGCAGAGAGAGAGGAAAUGUCCCAGACUCACAAAGACAUGCAAACUGCAGUUUUACUUCAUUCCUAUCAGGAGAAGAACGACAGGAGGAAGCACGACGAGUGACGGACAGACGAGUUCAAACAAAAAUGCUGUGGAGUGUAACGGCAGUGUUCAGGAGGACAGUACGACUGAUAUCGCUCAGCUGAUGGGUCGAAUCGACCCGUGGUACGAGAGGAACGUCCUCAGCCUGCUCAGUCUGUCCUCUGAUGUCCUCUGUCAGACUGCCUGUAAAGAAGGAGAGCAGACAGUGAACGGGGGCAGCACAGACAGGCUCCCCCUGCUGGCAGACCUGCUGAUUUAUUACUGCAGACAUGCAGAGCAGCCGGUGCUGCUGCAGCUCUACCAGGCUGAGCUGACUCUGGCUGGAGGAGAGAGGAGGAGGGAGGUGUUCGUUCACUCUCUGGAGCUCGGACACUCUGCAGGGACUCGAGCUGUUAAAGCCAUGGGUGCUGCCAGCAAAAGAUUUGGAAUAGAUGGAGAGAGGGAGGCUGUGCCUUUAACACUAAACAUCGCCUACAACAAGGUUGCUGUAAGUGGGCGGAGUCAGUGGAUCCAGACAGAGAUGGUUUGCACGUCCAUAAAUCUUCACAAAGCCUGCAGGAAACCCGAGCUGAUCGAUUCCAGAUCAGAAAGUUUACAGCUGACGAUGACUGAAGUCCUGAAGAGGCAGAGCUCCAAGUCUAAGAAGGGCUACAACCAGCACAUCUCCGUCUCUGAGGUGAAGGUGGAUAAAGUUCAGGUGAUCAGUGGAGACGAUGGAACGACCUUCGCUGUGUGUUUGGACCAGGAUGAGAAGAAGUUCAUCCAGAGUGUCACCAGGUGUGAGGUGUCUCUGUGCUGUAAACCAGGACAAGGAUCAGAUUGGAGAUCCUUCAAACCGUCACCAGGACAAGUUCAGCCUCUACACCCGUCCUACUGCUCCCUGCUCUGCCUCCCCAUCACCUCCUUCUCCUCGUUCACCUGACACUCGUUCUACUGCUGAACUUAGCCAGAAAUAUUAAAUAAAUAAAUAACUGAUGGAUGUGGACUCACUGAUGAUCCUGAUACAGCUGGCCAUCGUAGACUCAACAUUAGUCUGCUGAUAAAUCUGAUUACUUGAUUACGACUGUGUACGAUCUCUUCUGUUAAAAGUGUCUAAAAAUUUAAGCUAUUUAUUUUAAAGAAGCUGUAAUAAAACUUUUUAAAAUAUAUUUUAUGAAGUAAAUAUAAUCAUUUUAUAUUGUAUGUCACACAUUUGAAAUAAAA